Molecule: messenger RNA, 879 nt
Organism: Neoarthrinium moseri
Lineage: Eukaryota; Fungi; Ascomycota; Sordariomycetes; Amphisphaeriales; Apiosporaceae
Exons: 2
Coding region: 1-879 (292 amino acids)
Molecular function (GO): protein binding
Source: RefSeq, a predicted model, not a curated record
AUGGAACACUCAAGGGCAUCCUACGGCGGCCGUAGAGGCAUGAGCAUGGGCAACAUCAUCGGUGACCCCUUUGCUCUGGCCACCACCUCUAUUGCCGCCCUGGCCUGGGUUAUUGGCUUCAUCAGCUGCAUAAUUGGCCAGAUCCAGUCCGCCAAGACGAAAGACUUCCCGACCUUCUCGUGGUGGAGCAUCAUCUACAUGUUCUUUGUCAUUGUUGGCGUCAUCUGCGUCGUUGCUGCCGAUGCGGCCCAGAACUACCAUAUUGCGCUGGUGGGAUAUCUCGCUGCCGGUCUGCUACUCACCUCCUCCUCGGUCAAUGCUCUGGUGUACUCGAGUAGCGCGGCUCGUGAGGCAGCGGCUGCUGGGUUUAUUCUGCUAUCGAUGGUCAACAUCGUCUGGAUCUUCUACUUCGGCUCUGCUCCCGCGGCAACUCCCCGCGCCUACCUUGACUCAUUUGCCCUGACCAAGGAAUCCACCACCAACCGUCAGACCAUGAACGGUGGCUACGGCGGCCGCCCUGAGACCUCGGUCUCCACCGCUCCACCACAGAUGUACACGUCGGCCCAGCUCAAUGGCUUCGAGAACCCCUCGCCUGUUGCUGGCUUCUCUGCCAAUGCCGCUCGCAACUCGCCUGUGCCGCCAAGCAACCCCAUCGGUGGCGCACCCCAGAAGGAAACCGAGAUCGCCCAGCCGACCGAGUAUCCGUACCGCGCCAAGGCCAUCUACAGCUACGAGGCCAACCCUGACGAUGCCAAUGAGAUCUCCUUCUCGAAACACGAGAUUCUGGAGGUCAGCGACGUCAGCGGAAGGUGGUGGCAGGCACGGAAAGAGAGCGGCGAGACAGGCAUCGCUCCCAGCAACUACCUCAUUCUGUUAUAA